This is a messenger RNA of Suillus discolor, 1686 nucleotides long. Its product is annotated as kinase-like domain-containing protein. The record is from RefSeq and is a predicted model, not a curated record. Gene Ontology annotation, biological process: protein phosphorylation. Gene Ontology annotation, molecular function: ATP binding; protein kinase activity. The transcript has 12 exons. NCBI's taxonomy places the organism in Eukaryota, Fungi, Basidiomycota, Agaricomycetes, Boletales, Suillaceae. Bases 1 to 1686 code for a protein of 561 amino acids.
AUGGCGUGCGUUGCUACUCGCAAUCAAGACUCUGCAGUGCAUCGACGAGACUUUCAAUCUGAUGUUGCUGUGGAGGAUGAUCUCCAGUUACCCACGAUUUGUACGAUGGCUGGCAAGGCUCACAUCAUUGCCGAAGUGUGCAUCACAGCAACCAGAUUUCCUCUUACCCUUCUGCAGAAACCAGCUCCGACUGAACAGGACUUACUGAGACGUUUCGACGCCACAGUCAAAGAUGUCUUGUCUCAUGGUUUAACCUCCGUCCAUGAUGCGGGGCUCAAACCUGUUUCGCUCGAGUUUUUCACAAGACAGGCGGCGGCAGGAAAUCUUCCCUUUCGAAUUUAUGGGAUGAGAUACUUCAAUGAAAACGAUCCUUACUGGGGAAAUCUCUCAGAACCUAUUAUCAAUGCGGGCGAUGGCAGGCUAAAUGCUCGCAGUGUCAAGAUCUUUGCUGACGGUGCUUUACGCUCUGGUGGAGCAGCGGUGAGAAUCUCUUUGGCCGUGUUUGUGUUUUUCUUGAUGUCUCUCAGCUCCACGAGCCGUAUCAUGAUAAACCCCACACGAAGGGAUAUGUGUGUGGACCCCAAAGUCUUGACUGAUGUUGUACCCAAAUGUUUAAGAGAUGGAUGGCAGGUUAAUAUCCAUGCAAUUGGGGACUAUACCAACGGUGUGGUUCUGGACACAUUCGAGGCUGCCUUGAAGGACGUCGAUAUAACUGCACUCAGACCUCGCCUAGAACAUGCCCAAAUUCUGACACAAACUGACCUGGAACGUGUCCGAAAGCUUGGAGUCACAGAUUACCCUCGGGCCGGAAAUGGCAGUCUCAAGCCCCCUCACCGAGUUGAUUUCAAAUUUGAGCCGUAUAAUGUUCCCGCGACAGAAAUCACAAAACUUGGGUUGUUUCCAAGUAGUACAGGAGGGCUCGGUGAUGUCUGGAAGUGUUCAUGGUCUCGACGAUCUCAGGAUUCUGAGGUUGCGGUCAAAUUAGCCAGGGUUCCUCAAGCAAACGACACGGAACUGGUGAAUAGGACAAGCAAGAGGAUUCAUCGCGAGGCUCAUGUUUGGAUUACCCUAGAGCAUGAAAAUAUUCUUACUUUCAAUGGUGUUGUUGAUGGCUUUGGGCCACUCCCUGCCCUAGUUUCUCUAUGGAUGGGAAAUGGAUCGCUCGAUGAUUAUCUGAAAAGGGGAUGUGUUCUUUCCAAGGCUGACAAACCGAGAAUGGGACGCACCAUGGCGGCCGGCCUCAAGUAUUGUGCAUCUAAAUUUUUUUCUGUAUCUGGAUCAGACAUGCUCACCGACUUGUCAGUACACGACAAAGAAGUGGUCCAUAGCGAUUUAAUAUGUACCAAUGUUUUGAUGAGUGCCGAUGGGAGGUUCCAUCUUGCAGACUCCGGUCUCUCAAUGAUCCUUUCGGAAGCACAAAACUCCACCUUCAGUUCGUGCCAUCCAGGAAAUGUGCGGUGGAUGGCGCCUGAGAUGCUUGCUAUACCUGAGCAAGGGGAGGUGGCGAAACCAACCAAAGCCGCUGAUGUUUACUUAUAUGGUUGCAUCAUGCUUCAGCUAUUUUGUGGACGUGCACCUUACUUCUGGCUAACGCAAGCGAACCACGUUAUUGCGGCAAGAAUGGCAGGAACAGAACUUUUCGUCAAUUCACUGACAUCGAAAACGUACACAAGGAGUAUUCGUUGA